Molecule: messenger RNA, 1055 nt
Organism: Contarinia nasturtii (swede midge)
Lineage: Eukaryota; Metazoa; Arthropoda; Insecta; Diptera; Cecidomyiidae
Exons: 5
Source: RefSeq, a predicted model, not a curated record
CGUUUGUUGACAAAGGACUCGCGUUGUUUGGAAUAAAAAUUCAAGAAAGAAGCACAUUAUAUUUAACCGACAACACUGGUACAGAUAUACCACAAAAUCUGUUUGAAUUUAUUAUUCGAAACUUCUGGAACGGCAGCAACUUUUUUGUAGAAAUAAAAUUUACACCGACACAAAAUGGCAAUGUUGAAAUAGUUACGGCACAACAACUUGAAACAUAUUUUAAGUCACAUCACUUGGAAUCGAUUUUGGAUGAGGAAAAAGAGGCAGAAGAAUUGAAAACUCUCGGCAAUGAAAACAUCACACCGAUAAGUAUCGACACACGGCGCCAAAUUAUUCGCAAUGUUGUUGACUUUAUGGUUCAGAAGUUUGGUAUAAAACCCACUUCAUAUCAAAAAACAUCGACAGCAAAGGCAACUAUCAUUCUUUUUCCUCGAUUGGCAUUCAAAGGAAGUGAAAAAGGCGGAAUUGACUUGCUACUCAACGGUGAUAAAGGGUGGAUGAACGCUCGUUUGAAGUACGUGCGAGAGGCACAGAGUAAAUUAAACAAAAGUGCAAAUAAUGUUUCGUUAAACACAAGCCAACAAGUUCAGCAUAUUACCUCAUCUGAUGAUGUUGAUGAAACAGUAGCGGCUGCUGAAGUGAUAUUUUUAAAGUCAUUGGUUGUGUCGGAUGAAAACAUGGAGACUUUGUUACAAAAAUUGAAUUCAACGCGCACUUAUCGUCAUAAAAUACUGAAGGACAAAAACAUUCAUUUAAAAGAACAGUUUCCAUACUUCUUCACACACCCACAUUUGAUUUUGAAAGAAUUUGAAUUGACGUUUGAAGCAGCAAAUGCAUCUGCAUUUAUGGAAAAAUGGCCAGUUUUUGCACCACAACUUCGGGAAAUUUUAUUUAGUCAUUAUAAAGUUAAAAGAUUUAAAACUUCAUGGGCUGAUGACGUCGAAGGAAUUUUGGUUUUACUGAAAAUGUUUCCUUCCAAUCAAGUUGGACGUAAUGUAAUUGCAUCCGAUCCAACAUUCAAGAAGUCAAUCGAACAGUUUAUUCAACUUGAACCG